AUGUCAGAUAUAGCAAAAGUAGAUAAGAAGACUUAUGACUACUUGAUGGAAGAACCACCAGAAAGGUGGUCACGUUCUUGUAGUCCUCGACGAAGAUAUGACAUGCUCACAACGAACAUAGUUGAGUCAAUGAAUUCUGUCCUAUUAGAAGCAAGGGAGCUUCCUAUAUUAAGAAUGAUGGAUUUCAUUCAAGUGAAGCUACAACGUUGGUUUUAUGAAAGAAGAAAUGAAGCAGAAGGAACUUUUUAUGAUGUUUCUUGUUGGGUAGAGGAGGAAUUGAAGAAAAAGAUAGAUUUAGCAUUUACUUUGAAUGUCUUCCCUGUUGAUUCAUGGAGUUCUAGAGUUGAAGAAGAAGGAAUAACUUUCUUGGUGGACUUAAACAAAAGAACAUCUAUCGAGAAGAGAAACAUCAAGAAGUCCAACUUUUGCUCGCACUGGUACUUAAAGGAAUCUUGGCUGAAAACAUAUGAAAGAAAAAUACAUCCUGUAGGACAUACUGAUUCUUGGAUUGUACCAGAGAGUGUUAAGUCACAAAUUGUUAAACCUCCAGAUUUCAAAGUGCCACCAGGUAGAAGGCAGAAGAAAAGGCAUAUUCCAGCUACCAAGUCAUCAAAAAUAACAUUCAAAUGUGAUUGUUGCAUAAGAAUUGGUCAUAAUAGAACACCUUGUAUAUAUUCUCCGGCAGUCCAUCCAUUUUCAAGGAAGCAUAGAGAAUAG
This is a messenger RNA of Nicotiana attenuata, 717 nucleotides long. RefSeq lists its product as uncharacterized. Lineage: Eukaryota; Viridiplantae; Streptophyta; Magnoliopsida; Solanales; Solanaceae. The record is from RefSeq and is a predicted model, not a curated record. Bases 1 to 717 code for a protein of 238 amino acids. The transcript is spliced from 3 exons.